AAACCAAAACAUGGCAGCUUUCAGAGUAACAUCCAAAUGCAUUUCCACUGGAGAAACAUUGCUCAACACUGCAUGGAUUUGCAGGGGAUUUGUGUCCUCCACAAGGCCAUCCCAAAUGGGAAAGGUUGACAAAGAGACGUGUGUAAAGAUAAUAGAAGCAGCAGAUACAGUGAAAGACGGGACGAAAGAAGUCGUCAAAGAAGUGAAACGCGCGAGUCAUGCCAUCACUGAAAGAGUCGCCAAAACCACUGAAAAUAUGGUGGUGGAUGUGGCCAAAAAGAGUUUCGAGAGGGCAUCCGAAACUACAGAGAACAAAAGAAGUCAAGACCUUUUCGACACGGCCAAAGCUGCCGCCCAAGCUUAUAAGGACAAAGUAGCUAAAGAGUGAAAAAAUAGAAAAUAAAGUUCAAUAUCUUUUUUUUUUUUUUUAAAUUUAACAACUC
Sesamum indicum (sesame) is the source of this 443-nucleotide messenger RNA. The record is from RefSeq and is a predicted model, not a curated record. NCBI's taxonomy places the organism in Eukaryota, Viridiplantae, Streptophyta, Magnoliopsida, Lamiales, Pedaliaceae.